Messenger RNA from Pipistrellus nathusii (Nathusius's pipistrelle), 1893 nucleotides. The record is from the annotation of a GenBank genome assembly. NCBI's taxonomy places the organism in Eukaryota, Metazoa, Chordata, Mammalia, Chiroptera, Vespertilionidae.
AUGUACCCCACGGGCCCUCUGGCUGGUCCGGCCCCGCGGCGCGGCCGCCACGCCCCGCCCGGGCGCCCGGCGCAGACGCCGCGGCCUCCCGCCCCCGCCCCGGGCCCCGCCGCGCGGCCCCGCGUGGCCGUGAAGAUGGCCUUCCGAAAGGCCUACUCCAUCAAGGACAAGCUGCAGGCCAUCGAGCGCGUCAAGGGUGGCGAGCGGCAGGCCAGCGUGUGCCGCGACUUCGGCGUGCCCGGCGGCACGCUGCGGGGCUGGCUCAAGGACGAGCCGAAGCUCCGCUGGUUCCUGGAGCAGCUGGGCGGCGAGGCGGGCACGCAGCGCAAGAAGAUGCGCCUGGCCAACGAGGAGGAGAUCGACCGCGCCGUGUACGCGUGGUUCCUGGCGCUGCGCCGGCACGGCGUGCCGCUGUCCGGGCCUCUCAUCCAGGCGCAGGCCGAGGCCUUCGCGCGCCAGAUCUACGGGCCCGAGUGCACCUUCAAGGCCAGCCACGGCUGGUUCUGGCGCUGGCAGAAGCGCCACGGCAUCUCCAGCCAGCGCAUCUACGGCGAAGCCGAGCCGCCCGCCGCCCGGCCCGCGCUCGGCCCGCCGGUCAAGCAGGAGACCCCGCCGCCCCCGGGCGCCGCCCCCCGGCCCGCCCGCGCCCCGGCCCCGCCGCCCCCGGCCGAGGGCGCCUACGGCGACGAGCAGAUCUACAACGCCAACGUCACCGGCCUCGACUGGAGGCCGCUCCCGGAGCAGGCUGCGCCCCUGGGCGCGGGGGACGGCGGCCGGCGGUGGCGGGGCGACCGGGUGACCGUGCUGCUGGCCGCUAACCUGACCGGCAGCCACAAGCUGAAGCCGCUGGUCAUCGGGCAGCUGCCAGACGCGCCCAGCCUGCGGCACCACCCUCGGGACAAGCUCCGGGCCUCCUACCGCUACAGCCCCGACGCCUGGCUCAGCCACCCCCUGCUGCGGGGCUGGUUCUUCCAGGAGUUCGUGCCCGGCGUCCGGCGCCACCUGCGCCGCCGCUGCCUGCAGCAGAGGGCCGUGCUGCUGCUGGCCCCCCCGCCCUGCCCCAGCCCCGCGGCCCGGGCGCCCGCCCUGGAGGAGAGCGAAGACACCCCCCAGAGGUUCCGGUCCGAGCUUCUGGGCCCCCCGGAGGAGCUACAGACCCCCGACGGGGCCGUGCGAGUGCUGUUCCUGCCCCAGGACAGCGGCCGGCUGCACGGCCCCGCGCCGCGGGAGCAGGGCGUGGGGGCUGCGUUCCGGCAGCUGUACCGGCGGGAGCUGCUCCGCCUGGCCGCCCGCGCUGGGGGCUCCCCGCUGGACUUCGCCCGCAGCUUUGUGCUCGGGGACAUGCUCUACCUGGCCGGCCUCUCCUGGGACCUGGUGCAGGCCGGCGGCAUCCAGCGGUGCUGGCUGCUGGGCUUGCGCGCCGCCUUGGAGCCGCAGGCAGGCGAGGGCGCCGGGCGGCGGGCUGGGCAGGCCGGGGCGGCCGAGCACAGGAGGGUGCUCAGCGACCUCAGCCGCCUGGCAGCCCUGGCCUACGAGCGCCUGGCACCUGAGGAGGUGGCCGAGUGGCUGCACUUGGACGGCGAGGGGGGGCUGCCCGAGGGCUGCGGGGAGGACGCGGGCCCCGGCCGGCCCCCCGCACUGGCCCCUGUGGCCCCUCUGUCCCUGGGCAGCCUACCCUCGGUCAUGGAGAGUGGGGAGCAGGAGGCGGCGGCCACCACACCCACCGCUGGGGAGGCAGUUCGGGGUCUGGAGACCGCUCUCCAGUGGCUGGAGAGCCAGGACGCCAGGGAGGUGGGGCCCCUGGACCUGGUGCAGCUGCGCUGCCUGAUCAGCACAGCCAGGAGGCUGGGGAGCAUCGGGCCCGCCCCCGCAGUCCCCCGCCACCGGGUGUGA